AUGAAAUAUGCUUCAACUAUGAUGUUAAGGUGAAUACACUUUCCAUAUAUGUCCUCAUUGAAGAAUGUCCUUUAUUUCCAAGCUGGACUUGGAGUCCUAGCCAAUAUGGUUCUCCUUUUUUUCUACACUUUCCUAAUUCUAGUUCAUAGAAAUAAGCCCAUGGACAUGAUCUCCUGUCAACUGGCCCUCAUCCACACUGUGCUGGUCCUCACUGGAGGGGAUAUUGGGCUUACAGAUGUAUUUGGAUCACUGAGCAUUGACAGUGACUUCAAAUGUAAGACAACUUUUUACAUAAACAGGUUGAUGAGAGGCCUCUCCAUCUGCAUCACCUGCCUCCUGAGUGUGUUCCAGGCUGUCACUAUCAGUCCCAAUACCUCUUUGCUGGCAAACUUUAAACUUAAGCUAAAAAAAUACAUGACCUAUGCAUUCUUCUACAUUUGGUCUCUCAACUUGUUAUUCAGUAGUAGGUGGAUCUUCUAUGUUGGGGCUUUUACCAAUGCAAGUGAGACCAACCAGAUGAAGGUCACCAAAUCCUGCUCACUCUUCCCCAUGAACAGCAUCAUCAGAGCACUGAGUUUAACAGUGACAACCUCCAGAGAUGUAUUUCUUGUAGGAGUUAUGCUGACCUCAAGUGGGUACAUGGUGAUUAUCUUGUUCAGACAUCAGAGGCAAUGUAAGCAUCUUCACAGCCUCAGCCACCCUAGAGCAUCCCCUGAGAAAAGGGCCACCCAGACCAUCUUGAUGCUGGUGGUUGUCUUUGUAGUUAUGUACUGGGUGGACUUCAUCAUCUCAUGCACCGCAGUUCUGUCAUGGAUGUACCACCCAGUCAUCCUGACUGUUCAGAAGUUUGUGAUGAAUGCCUAUCCCACAAUUACUCCUUUUGUGCAAAUCAGUUCUGAUAAAAGAAUAAUCAAUAUGCUGACAAACUUGUGGUCAAAGUGCCACAAGAUUUUUAAAAAGGGGUAA
Messenger RNA from Phodopus roborovskii (desert hamster), 966 nucleotides. RefSeq names its product vomeronasal type-1 receptor 100. The transcript has a single exon. The record is from RefSeq and is a predicted model, not a curated record. Gene Ontology annotation, biological process: G protein-coupled receptor signaling pathway. Lineage: Eukaryota; Metazoa; Chordata; Mammalia; Rodentia; Cricetidae. Gene Ontology annotation, molecular function: pheromone receptor activity. Gene Ontology annotation, cellular component: membrane. The coding region runs from base 49 to 966 and encodes 305 amino acids.